Molecule: messenger RNA, 3500 nt
Organism: Athalia rosae (coleseed sawfly)
Lineage: Eukaryota; Metazoa; Arthropoda; Insecta; Hymenoptera; Athaliidae
Exons: 11
Coding region: 277-3378 (1033 amino acids)
Biological process (GO): ribosome biogenesis; FAD biosynthetic process; tRNA methylation
Molecular function (GO): FMN adenylyltransferase activity
Source: RefSeq, a predicted model, not a curated record
GGCACCGCAAGGCACGCAACUCUUUGGCACGUGCACGUGAGUGGGACAGGCGUCCCUUUGGUUUUUCAGUUUUUUUUUUUCAACCUCGAUACACCCGUUAACGAUACAACUAAAGCUGAUGAUUUAUCAGAAAUUUGAGUGCAGAAAGUACGCUUUAUAUUAGAUUAUAUAUUCUCAAUUUUUGGACCUGAGUUAUCACCGCCUGCCCAAGCCUGGCUUCAAUUAUCCUACGUGGUCUCACUUACGAAAUACAAACUUUAGUGUUGGUUCCCGUUAAUGGCCUUGGGUGGAUGUAUGAUCGCUGCUCUUACAACAUGUAACCGGAUGGAGUUUGGCCGUCACUUUUGCAAAACUGUAAUGGCUUCCUUGCUGGUUCCACCAGCUGCUGUGCGUGGAAUGACCAAGUUGGACCGUGCUGCUUUUACCGUGCAGGUUGAAGUCCCAACAUUACGACUGGGCAAAGUGAAUCUUGCAAAAAUAAUGCCUGCCUUGAAAAAGUACAUGUUAAAAGUGCAAAAAUUCAAGCCUAUUCAGAAUGAAGAUGACAGUUCAAUUAACAGUGGCAGAGUCGCCUGUUUGGAUCCAGCCAAAAUCCAGAACUUUGAAGAUAUUGACGAGUUGGACAGAAAGAUAUUUCGUGAUUAUAAUAUCACUGAGAUCCAAAGAAAAGUUAUUACACUCGACUAUGAUAACUGGCAAUACGAUCAAAUUUUCAAAGCCGUUUUCCCGGAUAUAUCUCAAGCUCCUAAUGCAUACAGCAAGAUAGGACACCUUGUACAUCUGAAUUUGCGGGAUAACCAGCUGCCCCAUAAACAUUUCAUUGGAGAAGUUUUGUUGGACAAAAUUGCACAGACUAGAACGGUUGUAAAUAAAUUGAGUAACAUUGAUACGACUUACAGGAAUUUUGCUAUGGAAAUCAUAGCUGGGGAGAAAGAUACUCUAGCAACUGUGGCUGAAAACGGAUGCCGUUAUAAAUUUGAUUUUGCAACAGUAUAUUGGAACCCUCGAUUAUCCACAGAACAUCAAACUCUCGUCUCUUAUUUAAAACCUAACGACAUUCUCUAUGAUGUAUUUGCUGGUGUCGGACCAUUCGCUAUACCCGCGGCUAAAAAAGGAUGCAGAGUCAUUGCAAAUGAUUUGAAUCCUGAAUCUAUUAAAUGGCUGAAAGAAAAUGCCAAAUUGAAUAAGACAUUUGGCAACAUAACGGCAAUUAAUAAGGAUGGUAGGCAAUUUUUACAAGAAGAUGUCAAGGCAGAUAUAUUGAAAAGACGUAGCUUGAAGGCCGAAGGAUUGGAGCAUAUCGCAAUGAAUCUUCCAGGUUUGGCGGCAGAGUUUUUAGACGUCUUUCAGAACUUGUUUAGCACAGAGGAGGCAGAUUUGGUUUCUGUAAAACCUCCAACGGUCCAUCUUUACUGCUUCAUAAAAUUGGGAAAGGAAGAGGAUCCCCAUGUCCUUGCAAAACUACUUGUAGAAGAAAAACUCCAGCGACCUUUAAAAAACGAGUCUAUAGUGAUGAUACAUCACGUUAGAAAUGUUGCCCCCAACAAAGAAAUGAUGAGAGUCUCUUUUCUAUUGACUAGUGAUAUUUUGAUGAGAGAUGAGCCGGCGACUAAGAAAUUGAAACUUGAUAAUGUCGAUUUAUUUAUUGAUGAUAAUGUAGCAGGAGCUCGUAGCCUUAAGCAUAAAGCUAAAGCACAGAAGGUCUCCACCGAACUGAAGAAAUUGAACUUAAAAUCUAAGAAGAAAUCAACAAAGGGAAAGACAACGGCAGAUGUGGACAAACAGCUGGUGGAACUGCGCAAAGAAGUCCUCCAGGCAAAAUCGCCAAAGGUUGUCAAAGUAUCAAACAAAAAACAGAAAUCCCAAGAGAAGGUAGCAAAUACUAAAACUCGAAUGGCAACAAGAGCUCAAACUGAAGCAGCUGCUAACCUGAAGUUAACUACAGACUACCAAACCAUGGAAGAACAUACAGCUGGUUUGAUAAUAGUAGGAGAUGAAAUAUUACGAGGGCAAAUAGCAGACGCAAAUACAUCCUACUUGGGGAAGAAACUCUCCGCAGUAGGAAUCAGAUUGCGCAGAGUCGUCAUUGUUCCUGACGUGAUCGAUGAUAUUGCAGAGGAAGUCCGACUCGCAUCUGUAAGAUACUCGGUAGUUUUCACAGGGGGAGGGGUUGGACCUACUCAUGACGAUGUUACUUACGCUGCAGUUGCAAAAGGUUUGAGUCUCAAAUUGGAAGAGAAUAAAGAUCUGCUUGCCAUUUAUGCCACGUUGUUUCCGGGACAAGUAGAAGCUAAACGUCUCGCCAAUGUUCCCAGUCCCUGCGAUGUUAUCUACAAACCAAGCCAAGAUUCAACGAAAGCCGCUGUAAAAACUUACCCCUUCAUCAAAGCAGCCAACGUUUAUGUCUUGCCUGGAUCUCCCCAUUAUUUUUCAGCAGACGUCGACGUAAUAAUACCGCUACUUCAGAGAGGGAGUACUCUCCACACGGAUUCUGUUGAUGUGAAUCUGAAGGAGUUAAUGUUUGUUGAUAUUUUGGAUGAUUUUGUAAACAAAUGGUCAGGUCGAGUUGCCGUUGGAAGCUAUCCCCAGCCUGGACGAGUGCCAUUGACAAGAAUAACUCUAGAAGGGAGUCAAAGUGCAGUUGAAACUGCAAAGCUAGAUUUACAAACUGCUCUAACAGCCAGACUGCCAAAUUCAAGCCAUCAAUUCGGCCUUGAAGACGCUAAGUCGGUCAUAGCCAGCAGUGAGAAUCAACUACACAUCAAAUCAGCUCUAGAUGUUUUGCGCCUCUGCUAUGCAAAGCAUGCUGAUGGAAUGUUUCUGAAUUUCAACGGAGGGAAGGACUGCACUGCCGUGCUUCACCUUGUGGCAACCGUUGCCAAGAUCAUGGAUGCAGCUCUACCUGUGUGCCUCUAUGUAUCUCAUGAUCCAUUUCCAGAGGUAGAGGACUUUGUAAAACACGCAGAAAAGUAUUACGGGCUAGAAAUAAUAUGGAUGACAGGAACCAUCCGAUCGGCUUUAGAAUCACUGUUGGAGGAGCGAAGGAAUCUUAAUACUGGAAUAAUGGGAAUGAGAAGAGGUGAUCCUGGGUCAGAUAAGUUGGAAACAUUUAUGCCCACGGACAAUGGUUGGCCCGCUAUGAUGCGCGUCAAUCCUAUAUUAGAUUGGACAUAUAGCCAAGUAUGGGAAUUUUUAUUAGAGCACAAUAUUCCGUAUUGCUCGUUGUACGAUCAAGGCUAUACAAGUCUCGGAUCCAAGGCGACGACGAAACCCAACUCUCUGCUGAAAGAUCCAAAUAAUCCUGAGCGAUACUUUCCUGCGUAUAGAUUGAAAGAUGGAGUCGUAGAGCGUCAAGGCAGAGGGGGUGAAAGCGGAUAAUCCUAAGCCAAGCCGAGGGAAGCCCCAGUUCCUGUUUUAACUGGAUUAGAGUUUUAGGAGUGGAUAAAGAGCAAGAUGGGGUGAGCUCUUGCUGCAUGAUAUAAAAGGAGCCUCCCUGGCUU